AUGAAUUACACAGCACAUGUCUUUGCUAGUUCCCCAAAGGACCCGUAUUCACCGAUCUUGCUGGACGCCACCCGACCUAGCCGGUGUAUAUUAUGGCUGGAAUACAUAUCCACAGUGAAACGCACCGCUGUUGGGCUACGCAAAGUUGGACUGGCAGAUCAGGAAGCUGUCGGUCUUCUCAGUUACAACGACAUAUAUUAUUACUUACUUGGAGACGGUGCCAUCGCAGCCGGGGCGACCUUUGCUGGUAUCCCAACCUUUGUCAAGCCGACUGAGCUAGCAACAGCGAUUACGGCAGCAGGGCUCAAAUGGCUCUUUGUAGCGCCAGAAUUCUUGGAACUGGUAAUGGUGACAGCUGACAGCAUAGGUUUCCCGGCUGAGAGGGUGAUGGUAUUUGAUCCUCCCGGCCUGGAGCCAUACACAGGGUCUCAGCAGGGCUUCAGCAAGUUGAUCAAUGAUGCGGAUGAGAGCCUUUUCCAGAAUGCAAACCAGGGCAAGGAUCCAAAAGCCCAAAUCUCACAUCAAUUGUUCACGAGCGGAACAACUGGAGCAGUCAAGUCGGCGCAAGUCUCUCAUACAGUACAACUUGAUAGAAUGAGCUACGUCAUGGCACAGACAUCCUCAAACAAGGAAAGAACCUUACAGACCAUCGGCAUGUAUCAUGCCUCCGGUCUUGUCUCACACUGCGGGGCUCUCUCUGGCGCUGGUCCGCUCUACGUCUCCAAACUGACUGACGCGAGUACAAUCGUGGAUAUGAUAGGCUCUUUGAAGAUCACAAGAGCUAUGCUGACGCCGCGAAUCAUGGAGGAAGUCGUGGGAAACACAGAUGGCUUGGCCAAUGCAACUGCCGCCCUGAAAUCGCUGCGACAUGUCCGAUUUGGUGGCUCCCCCACUAGUGCUGAUCUUGUGAGAGCGUUCAAGAAUAUGCUACCAAGCGAAGCAUCCCUUUGGAUCACGUACGGCUGUACAGAAUCAUUACGGGUCGCCUCAGCUCCUAUUGACGAGAAGUGGAGCGAGGGCUGUGUUGGCGUUCCUUGGUCUGACGUCGAAGUGAAGAUUGUAAACCCUGCGACAUUUGAAGCGGUUACUGCCGGCAGUUCCGGAGAGAUCUGUGUACGUAGCGCAUCAACUUUUAACGGAUACUACCAAGCCCCUGCCGCGAAUGAAUCGGCCUUCCUCCCUGGGGAGCGCGGCUGGUUCCGCACAGGAGAUAAAGGCUGCUUUCAUCCUACUGCCAGUGAACUAUUCAUCACGGGUCGCUUUAAAGAGAUCUUCAAAGUCAACUACGAAGAGGUCUCUCCUCGAGAAGUCGAAAAUGAGCUGCUGAAACACGGGUCGGUGGCCGAGGCUUUUAUCACGUCCACGGAAGCGAGGGACAACAACAGGGACAGGGAGUGCAUGGCCUAUAUAGUCCGAAAGAAGGAUACGAGGCUGACUGCGCAGGAAGUCGUUGACUUCGUCGCAUCGAAGCUAGCGCAUCAUAAGGCACCAACUGGUGGAGUAAUCUUUUGCGAGACUAUUCCACGCGGUGCCAUGGGAAAAGUGUUGAAGAAAGCGCUGGUAGACGUUCAAGCCUUGUACGGGUCUUCUAGAUUCCUCUCCAUAACUGCGUAA
Messenger RNA from Akanthomyces muscarius, 1614 nucleotides. RefSeq lists its product as uncharacterized. Lineage: Eukaryota; Fungi; Ascomycota; Sordariomycetes; Hypocreales; Cordycipitaceae. The transcript has 3 exons. The record is from RefSeq and is a predicted model, not a curated record. Gene Ontology annotation, molecular function: CoA-ligase activity. The coding region runs from base 1 to 1614 and encodes 537 amino acids.